AUGUGCUUCAAUUUCAUAAUGCCUCCUGCUAUGGCAGACAUUCUUGACAUCUGGGCAGUGGAUUCACAGAUAGCAUCUGAUGGCUCCAUACCUGUGGAUUUCCUUUUGCCCACUGGGAUCUAUAUCCAAUUGGAGGUACCUCGGGAAGCUACCAUUUCUCAUAUUAAGCAGAUGUUAUGGAAGCAAGUUCACAAUUACCCAAUGUUUAACCUCCUUAUGGAAAUUGAUUCCUAUAUGUUUGCAUGUGUGAAUCAAACUGCUGUAUAUGAGGAGCUUGAAGAUGAAACUAGACGACUGUGUGAUGUCAGACCUUUUCUUCCAGUUCUCAAAUUAGUGACAAGAAGUUGUGACCCAGGGGAGAAAUUAGACUCAAAAAUUGGAGUCCUUAUAGGAAAAGGUCUGCAUGAAUUUGAUGCCUUGAAGGACCCUGAAGUGAAUGAAUUCAGAAGAAAAAUGCACCAAUUCAGUGAGGAAAAAAUUCAGUCUCUUAUAGGAUUGUCUUGGAUGGACUGGCUGACGCAAACAUAUCCACCAGAGCAUGAACCGUCCAUCCUUGAAAACUUAGAAGAUAAACUUUAUGGAGGAAAGCUCAUUGUGGCUGUUCAUUUUGAAAAUUGUCAGGAUGUGUUUAGCUUUCAAGUGUCCCCUAAUAUGAAUCCUGUAAAAAUAAAUGAAUUGGCAAUCCAAAAACGUUUGACUAUUCAUGGAAAAGAAGAUGAAGUUAGCCCCUAUGACUAUGUGUUACAAGUCAGUGGGAGAGUAGAAUAUGUGUUUGGUGAUCAUCCACUAAUUCAGUUCCAGUAUAUCCGGAACUGUGUAAUGAACAGGACCUUGCCUCAUUUUAUACUAGUGGAAUGCUGCAAAAUCAAGAAGAUGUAUGAACAGGAAAUGAUUGCAAUAGAAGCUGCCAUAAACCGAAAUUCCUCUAACCUUCCUCUUCCUUUACCACCAAAGAAAACGCGAAUUAUUUCUCAUGUUUGGGAAAAUAAUAAUCCUUUCCAAAUUAUCUUGGUUAAGGGAAAUAAACUUAACACAGAAGAAACUGUAAAAGUUCACGUCAGAGCUGGUCUCUUUCACGGUACUGAGCUCCUGUGUAAAACCAUCGUAAGCUCAGAGAUAUCGGGGAAAAAUGAUCACAUUUGGAAUGAACCACUGGAAUUUGAUAUUAAUACUUGCGACCUACCAAGAAUGGCUCGAUUAUGUUUUGCUGUUUAUGCAGUUUUAGAUAAAGUAAAAACGAAGAAAUCAACUAAAACUAUUAAUCCUUCCAAAUAUCAAACCAUCAGGAAAGCUGGAAAAGUGCAUUAUCCUGUAGCCUGGGUAAAUACAAUGGUUUUUGACUUUAAAGGACAGUUGAGAUCUGGAGAUGUAUUAUUACAUAGCUGGUCUUCCUUUCCUGAUGAACUUGAAGAAAUGUUGAAUCCAAUGGGAACUGUUCAAACAAAUCCAUAUACUGAAAAUGCAACAGCUUUGCACAUUAAAUUCCCAGAGAAUAAAAAACAACCUUAUUAUUACCCUCCCUUUGAUAAGAUUAUUGAAAAGGCGGCUGAGAUUGCCAGCAGUGAUAGUGCUAAUGUGUCAAGUCGAGGUGGAAAAAAGUUUCUUGCUGUACUGAAAGAAAUCUUAGAUAGAGAUCCCUUAUCUCAGCUAUGUGAGAAUGAAAUGGAUCUUAUUUGGACUUUGCGACAAGACUGCAGAGAGAAUUUUCCACAGUCACUGCCAAAAUUAUUGUUAUCUAUCAAGUGGAAUAAACUUGAGGAUGUUGCUCAGCUUCAGGCGCUUCUUCAGAUUUGGCCUAAACUGCCCCCUCGGGAGGCCCUGGAGCUUCUGGAUUUCAACUAUCCAGACCAGUACGUGCGGGAAUAUGCCGUGGGCUGCCUGCGACAGAUGAGUGAUGAAGAGCUCUCUCAAUAUCUUUUACAACUGGUGCAGGUUUUAAAAUAUGAGCCUUUUCUUGAUUGUGCCCUCUCUCGAUUCCUAUUAGAAAGAGCACUUGCUAAUCGGAGGAUAGGGCAGUUUCUAUUUUGGCAUCUUAGGUCAGAAGUACACAUUCCUGCUGUUUCAGUACAAUUUGGUGUCAUACUUGAAGCAUAUUGUCGGGGAAGCGUAGGCCACAUGAAAGUGCUUUCUAAGCAGGUUGAAGCACUUAAUAAGUUAAAAACUUUAAAUAGUUUAAUCAAACUGAAUGCGAUGAAGCUAAAUAGAGCCAAAGGGAAAGAGGCCAUGCACACCUGUUUAAAACAGAAUGCUUACCGAGAAGCCCUCUCAGACCUGCAGUCACCUCUGAACCCAUGUGUCAUCCUCUCAGAACUCUAUGUUGAAAAGUGCAAAUACAUGGAUUCCAAGAUGAAACCUUUGUGGCUGGUGUACAACAAUAAGGUAUUUGGUGAGGAUUCAGUUGGAGUAAUUUUUAAAAAUGGUGAUGAUUUACGACAGGAUAUGUUGACACUUCAAAUGCUGCGCUUGAUGGAUUUACUCUGGAAAGAAGCUGGUCUGGAUCUUCGGAUGCUGCCUUAUGGCUGUUUAGCAACAGGAGACCGCUCUGGCCUCAUUGAAGUUGUGAGCACCUCUGAAACAAUUGCCGACAUUCAGCUGAACAGUAGCAAUGUGGCAGCCGCCGCAGCCUUCAACAAAGAUGCCCUUCUGAACUGGCUUAAAGAAUACAAUUCUGGGGAUGACCUGGACCGAGCUAUUGAGGAAUUUACCCUGUCCUGUGCUGGCUACUGUGUAGCUUCUUAUGUCCUUGGGAUUGGUGACAGACAUAGUGACAACAUCAUGGUCAAGAAAACUGGCCAGCUCUUCCACAUUGACUUUGGACAUAUUCUUGGAAACUUCAAGUCUAAAUUUGGUAUUAAAAGGGAACGAGUGCCUUUUAUUCUUACCUAUGAUUUCAUUCAUGUCAUUCAACAAGGAAAAACAGGAAACACGGAAAAGUUUGGCCGGUUCCGCCAGUGUUGUGAGGAUGCAUAUCUGAUUUUACGACGGCAUGGGAAUCUCUUUAUCACACUGUUUGCACUGAUGUUGACUGCAGGACUUCCUGAGCUCACGUCAGUCAAGGAUAUACAGUAUCUCAAGGAUUCUCUUGCCUUAGGGAAGAGUGAAGAAGAAGCACUCAAACAAUUCAAGCAAAAAUUUGAUGAGGCGCUCAGGGAAAGCUGGACUACUAAAGUGAACUGGAUGGCCCACACGGUUCGGAAAGACUACAGAUCAUAA
Molecule: messenger RNA, 3213 nt
Organism: Orycteropus afer afer
Lineage: Eukaryota; Metazoa; Chordata; Mammalia; Tubulidentata; Orycteropodidae
Gene: PIK3CB
Product: phosphatidylinositol-4,5-bisphosphate 3-kinase catalytic subunit beta
Exons: 22
Coding region: 1-3213 (1070 amino acids)
Biological process (GO): phosphatidylinositol 3-kinase/protein kinase B signal transduction; phosphatidylinositol-3-phosphate biosynthetic process; phosphatidylinositol-mediated signaling
Cellular component (GO): phosphatidylinositol 3-kinase complex; cytoplasm; plasma membrane
Molecular function (GO): 1-phosphatidylinositol-3-kinase activity; 1-phosphatidylinositol-4-phosphate 3-kinase activity
Source: RefSeq, a predicted model, not a curated record